ACCCACGCCAACAGGGUUACCCCAUAAUUGGGCGACUGGUUGAAAACAAAAAACGACGGGUGUGGAUUGGCCACCUAACAGCCCACCAACGCGUGCGAUGUCGCACAACGAAGUGCCUCCACCAAGCCACACCCCGAUGAGAAUCAAGAUACAGAUACUGAAGUCCAUGGCGCGACAAGGCAGGAAAAGAUCCCCCGCACUUCGGAAAAGGCAACUUACUCUCUCGUCGAUUCUUCCCUCUCCUGUCCCGCCUAUUCUGUCUCGCGUCGCCUGCCACUCUUCCGAAAGCGCACACUCCAACCCUUCGAUGUACUCUUCCCAGGGCGACACUUUCUCUUCCGUUGCGCUUCUCCCUCCUCCUCGUCGCGCUUCUCCCUCCCCCUCGUCGCGCUUUCUUUUCCCCUCGUUGCGAAGCGACAGGAUAGGCGAUGUCUAGGCGAGAGAUACGCAGAGGGGAAAAGCAAGGAUUUGACGCGAAGAAAACAAGGCUAUGCCGCGGAGAGCUAGGGACACACGAGGGGAAACUGCAAGCAACUGGUCCAGGGAACGCAAGGGAGCACCGCUGGAUGGUUCGGCGCAGGGAUACGAUGAGGCACAGGCGCAUGGAGGGAUAGGCACGGUGGGGAGCAAGGGAUGGCAAGCAGAGCAUACACGGAGGGGAAAUACCGGCCAAGGCGGGGGGACAUGCGGGAACAGGCGAUGGCAAUGCAGGGAAGGAGAGCGUUGAGGAAUACAAGGGUCAUGAGGGAGGGAGUGGGGGAUAUGUACGGGGAAGGCAAGGGGUACGAUGCAAGGGAAUGCAAGGGCCAGGCGCGGGGGCAGCAAGGGAUAUGCAAUCCCUCAAUCCCUUGCUGCAGCGGGGACAUUGAGGGAACUAAGAGCGAUCUCUCCUUACCCCGCUCUAACCUUCUCUGUUUCCCCUGCUCCUGCUGUCAGAUCCCCACCCCUCCCCCUCCCCUCCCCACCCUCUUCCCUUAUCUGUACACACUCCCUGCCGUAUCAGAUUAGACGGUUUCAGGGGGAACAUCACUGCCGAUAUGAGAUGGGCUGUGGGGGACCCAUCUCCAUGGCGGCAUGUGCAAAUGCCUCUAGUUAUCUACACACUACUUUCUGGUCAGGGGAUGGUGACGACAUGCACUACUUUUGUUGGCCAGUGUGGCGUUGUGGUGGCGCUGUGAGAGAAAAUAUGAUUUUAUUUCAAUGGCAUGUCUGCUACUGUGGUCCUCGGUCUUAGGUACCGGUGCAUCCAUUGUUUUUCU
This is a messenger RNA of Closterium sp. NIES-67, 1259 nucleotides long. NCBI's taxonomy places the organism in Eukaryota, Viridiplantae, Streptophyta, Zygnematophyceae, Desmidiales, Closteriaceae. The record is from the annotation of a GenBank genome assembly.